This is a messenger RNA of Microplitis mediator, 2234 nucleotides long. RefSeq names its product 4-hydroxyphenylpyruvate dioxygenase (gene Hpd). The transcript is spliced from 7 exons. Gene Ontology annotation, biological process: L-tyrosine catabolic process. Lineage: Eukaryota; Metazoa; Arthropoda; Insecta; Hymenoptera; Braconidae. The record is from RefSeq and is a predicted model, not a curated record. Gene Ontology annotation, cellular component: endoplasmic reticulum membrane; Golgi membrane. Gene Ontology annotation, molecular function: 4-hydroxyphenylpyruvate dioxygenase activity. Bases 113 to 1255 code for a protein of 380 amino acids.
GGGCCCUACCUACUUUCAAGUCUCUUAUUUAAAUGCUUCAGAGCUGAGUCCUCAGUUUGUGUUAAGAAAUAGUUGCAUUUUCAUCAAUAAAUUUUUAUAUAUUAUAAUAAUUAUGACUACGUACACUGAUAAAGGCCCAAAACCGGCCGGUGGAAAAUUUAUAGCAUUUGAUCACCUGAAACUGUGGGUAGGAAAUGCUAAGCAGGCAGCAGGUUUUUAUUGCGCGAGAUUUGGCUUUGAGCCUCUAGGUUACCGAGGAUUGGAAACGGGAUCACGGAAAUUAGCUUCUCAUGCUGUCAAACAGAACAAAAUUGUUUUCGUUUUUGAAUCAGCAUAUGAGCCAGAUGAUAAAGAGAUGUCUCUGCAUUUAGCACGUCAUGGAGAUGGUGUUCGAGAUAUUGCUUUUAGUGUUGAAGAUAUUGAUACGAUUGUACGUAUUGCUAAGCAACGAGGCGCUAAAAUAGUUAAAGACAUUUGGGAAGAAAAAGAUGAGCACGGUACUGUCAGGAUGGCUACUGUUCAAACUUUCGGUGAUACUCUGCACACUUUUGUUGAUAGAACUAAGUACCAUGGACAUUUUCUUCCUGGAUAUGCUGAUGUGCAACCUGAUCCUAUUACUAGACUCUUGCCACCAACAAAAUUGGAUUUUAUUGAUCAUUGUGUCGGUAAUCAACCUGACCAACAAAUGGAACCAGUUGCCAAGUGGUACGAGCAGUGCCUUCAGUUUCAUAGAUUUUGGUCAGUUGAUGAUACGCAACUUCACACUGAAUUCUCAGCACUUCGUUCAAUUGUAAUGACCAAUUGGGAAGAAACAGUUAAGAUUCCGAUAAACGAACCAGCGCCAGGAAAAAGACGGUCACAGAUUCAAGAAUUCGUUGAGUAUUACGGAGGUCCUGGUAUCCAACAUAUUGCGUUAAAUACAAGUGAUAUCAUCAAGUCAAUUGAAAACUUAAGAGCCCGUGGAGUAGAAUUCUUAUAUGUUCCGGACAGCUAUUAUGAUAUGCUUCGAGAAAAAUUGAAAUCAAGUAGCACUAAAAUAGUUGAAGAUCUUACCAUCCUACAAAAACUUAAGAUCCUUAUUGACUAUGAUGAAAAUGGUUAUCUCCUUCAAAUCUUCAGUAAAAAUGUCGAAGACCGGCCUACACUUUUUAUAGAAAUUAUUCAACGUAGAAACCACAACGGUUUCGGAGCUGGAAAUUUCCAAGCAUUAUUUGAAGCCAUUGAAAAAGAACAAGAAAGACGGGGAAAUUUGUAAAAAAAUUAUUUCAUUGGAGAAAAAGAAUUUUUUUUUUUUGAUUGCCAAUUAAUGUAUUUAAUAAAAAUGAUUAAUUACUUAAUCUUCAAAGCUAUAUAUACUAUAAACAACGUGUAAAGUUAUAUAUACUAGACUGUGACAAAUAAAGUCGAUUUUUUUUUCGGACCCAUACGAAAACUACCUUGAGUAUAAGAUAAGAAAAAAUCUGGGCAUCGGUUGGCACUGCGGACCAGCCCCAAAAUUUCCCGCUUUUUUCGAGCUCCUUGAGCUCUAAAACAUUGUUGUACAUGCGUUAUCGAACUCAGGUGAGUUAAAUGUGACCUCCUGCACUAGAAAAAUAAUGAUAGCACGUAAAGGCAGCCAUGGAGUCUUAGUAAGAAUGCUAUUGGCAUUAAAAAUGGGCCAAAACGGGCUAAUAUGCGGAUUUCAGCGACAUAAUCUUAGAAAAAAAUAUUAAAUUAUGAAGUUAUAAGGCGACAACUGCUCAGAUGCGUUCAGUACGACCUCCUGCUCUAGAAAAAUUAUAAUAUUCAGUUCUUUACAAAAAUAUGUAAAGGUCGAUUUAAUUGAUCCGUUAACGAGUUGUAAAAUUUCAAAAUUAAAAAGUAAUUUUCUCAUUGUAUUUAAAUAAGAAAUUUUAUUUGAACGAGCGCGCGUUUUGUAACUAAGUUGGAGGACUAAACUUGGUAUCUAAUUUUUUUCAUGUUACAUUCAACUUAAUUUUCGCAUCAGACCGAAAUAAAAAAUAUAUGUUUUAUUUAGCAGUCUAAUAUAUAUAUGUUUUAAAUAUAAGAAGUGCGAACGUAUUGAUUUCAUUUGCAUAUUUUGUAUUCAACAUCUAACCUUUUUAAAUUACAAAAAUACACAGCAUUAAUUUAAUGAUAAAAUAUUUUAAUUACAAUAAACUUGAAAAAUUUUUCUAUUUUAUUUAAAAAUAUAAAAAAAAUUUCAACAAAUGAAUGAUGAUAUAGAAUUGCUG